Molecule: messenger RNA, 940 nt
Organism: Schizophyllum commune H4-8
Lineage: Eukaryota; Fungi; Basidiomycota; Agaricomycetes; Agaricales; Schizophyllaceae
Exons: 4
Coding region: 158-829 (223 amino acids)
Source: RefSeq, a predicted model, not a curated record
UAACUGCGUACGCUUUACACUCUGUCUCACCGAGUUCGACGGCUGCUCACACUCAGCAAAUGCGCUUCCCGGCACUACGGCAGGACCGUUGUCCUGACCUUCCAUUCUCUAUCAUGAGGCGCCUCCCGAACCGAAAUACGUACGAACCCUCGGAACAAUGAUUCGGUCCUGCCAUUGGUGCCACAAUGCCACGCACUGUCGUGUACUUAAGGCGAGGACCACUUCACCUUUUACUACAAGUCUCGUCUCCUUCGUGGCACAACACCAUCUCUAUCACGCCACUGCUUUGUCUCCUGCGCGCCUCACCUUCAAACUUUGCACCAGUCAAGUCAUUACUCCUGCGAUGUGUCGCUUCACCGCCUUGACCACGAAUACAACGAACACCUGUGGAAACCACAGAGUCGUUAUCGCUGCCGAUACGGCUGGGAUGGAACCGGCAGUAGCCGCCAACGACGAGACGCCCGAUGCCAAUUUUAUUCCCUGCAAUAAUCCUCUUUGCCAAUACCAGCCAGACCACGAAAUCAAGGUCAUUCAUAACGGGAAGGGCUGUUAUGAGCUGGGUUGCGAGACGGGACCCUAUAUCGGUUCCUUCGUUUCAACAUGCACACCUGCAAAGAACGACGCCGACGUCUGCGACCUGGUGGGGUGCGAGGAGUGCAAUGGUGGCUGGCUACAUUGGCACCGCUACAAGGGGGAGGCAUUUGCACAACCAUGGCCCGAGCCAUGCAUUCCCAGGCAUUGCCGUGGCCAUUCAGAAGAUUUUUCUCGGCAACGCCUUCAAGAUUGGGUUCGCUCUCAGGCGCAGCCUGACUAUAUGAAGUACCCCUAGUCUAUCAGCCGUCCUGUCAGAUCCAUAUGCCUUGAGUUUGAUUUUUCCCCUGUCUUAUAACUUCGCUUCAAAGUCUGUCAUAUUGCUGCGUGCACCGUGCGUUUUUUUUCU